AUGGCCGCCGAGAAUUCGCAGAAGCUGAUGAGGCGACAUCACAAGGGCGCCCUUGCAGUCAAGAAAAUCUCUUCACCGGAUGCCUACCUAAAUAGUGAAAAGUGUACGAAACCUCGAGAUGUAAAGGUGUCUAGAUACGGAGUAUCUCAUAGCCAAAAAAAUGCUUCUGAUGAAUCCCGUAGACCCGUCCUUGCAGACUCCGACCUAGCGAAGCUGGCUGGUUAUGUGCAAGACGCUUUUAUGAGUGAAACAGUUUCCGGUGAUGAUGAUGCGUUGAGGUACUUGCACGCUGAAUUCGAGCUCAACUUUGAUGAUGAUGAUGAUGAAGAUGAUGCCAUAGCCCCAUGCUUGCGUCCUAGCUGGCAUGAAGGCCGGCGUCGUUCAUUGGCUGUGUUGCAGCCAGUGCUCUUUAAGGCCCGACAUGCUAGUCGAGUAAGCUUUUCAGCAUCCAGCAUGGCCGCCUUUCGAUUGAGCGACCUGAAGCACCACGAUAUAAGGCAGGCUGAUGCAGACACUUUGGCAGAUGGAUCGAAAAGGAAGAGUAGCAGUAGAUCGAGUCAGAAGAAGAAAGUGGAUUAG
This is a messenger RNA of Protopolystoma xenopodis, 579 nucleotides long. The record is from the annotation of a GenBank genome assembly. Lineage: Eukaryota; Metazoa; Platyhelminthes; Monogenea; Polystomatidea; Polystomatidae.